AUGAUCCUUCUGAGAUGCCUGCUUUUACCUAGACGUGUGGGGGAAUUUAUUCCUCGAACUUCAUUUCGAUCAUACUUGAGGGCUCUCUCUACUUCUGUAGAGAGACCGCAAGAUUCCAACGCUACAUUGAGAAGAAUUUUCGAUGAUCAUAAAUACUUCAAAGACUUUAAUAAGAAGAACAAUAACGGCAAUAAGGACUCAUAUGCAUUUUCCUCAAUAUUUUCAACCAACUCGACAGGGUUAUUUAGAAAUGAGAUGCUCUCUAGCCCCGAUAGUCUCGUGGACUUCUCCAAGAAAUCGCUAGCAGAUGCUAAGAACCUUGUCAAUGGGAUGCUCAAUGAUGUUUCUGAAAGCGAACAUGGAAAGGUAAGCUAUAUAAGAAAGUUGGAUCAGUUGAGUGAUAUCCUCUGUCGAGUCAUAGAUGUUGCUGAGUUUAUCAGGGUGGUGCAUCCUAGCCAAAGCUGGAUUGACGCAGCGCAGAGGACCCAUGAGUUAAUGUUCGAGUAUAUGAAUGAAUUGAAUACAAAUGUUGAGCUAUAUGACAUCUUAUAUGACAUAUUGCUGGACAAGAAUAUCGUUCAGAAAUUGACUGCAGAAGAAGUCCUGGUCGGAGAAUAUUUAAAGCAAGAUUUCGAAAGAUCAGGUAUUCAUAUGGCUCCUGAAAUCAGACAAAAUUUUGUUGCAUUAACCCAAAGCAUAUCAUUAUUGGGCUCUGACUUCAAUAAUGGAGUUAACCUGUUGGGAGAUAUGUGGUGCAAAUUGACCAAACAAGAAUUUAAGUCGAUUCCAAGUAAUAGAUUAAAAAAGGAAAUUCUUUCAUUCCAAUCAAAGUCUCCUGAGAAGCACGAUGGAUAUAUUAGCGUUCCGUUAACUGGUCAUAUACCAUAUGCAAUAUUGACCACGUCUCCUUCAGAAGAAGCACGAAGGAAAAUUUGGACCGCAAUACAUAACUCCUCUCCGGACCAGAUUCAAACCUUAAACAGUAUUAUUCAGUAUCGUGCGAUCUUAGCAAAGAUGCUUGGUUACAAGUCCUUUUCUCAUUAUCAACUAGAACAUAAGAUGGCGAAGAGCCCCGAAAAUGUGAUGACAUUUUUAAAGAAUCUUCAGCAAACCUUACGGAAAGGAAGUGUUUUAAGCGAGCUCAAGAAUUUGUAUAAAUUGAAGGAAGGUUAUAAUCCUAAUUUAUCUGACGAAGAAAUCAUUAGUGAAGUGAAGCCUUGGGAUAGAGAUUAUUUAUCAGAAAAGUUACAGUCAUUGAAAUGUACGGAACCUAUUGAGGACAUUUCACCAUAUUUGUCUGUGGGUACGAUAAUGGCAGGUUUGGCUCGCUUGUUCGAGAACUUGUACAACAUUACAUUCAUUCCGGAGCCCACAGUUAAAGGUGAAACCUGGGAUGAAAAUCAGGUUCGCAAGUUGAAUGUGUUUGACUUGAACAUGAAUAAGACGUUGGGCUACAUAUAUUUAGACUUCUGGUCUCCAAAGGUCUUACCCUCACAUUUCACUAUUGUGUGUCUGAGAAAAUUGAAUACUGAUCUUGGGUAUGAAGCUGUAGAUGAAAUGAGAACCUUGGUACAACUAAACGAGGAAGAGGACCAUCAACUACCUGUUAUUUCCAUAAUUUGCAAUUUUUCAAAGCAUAACGACUCAUCUUUUGCGAGACUUCCUGGAAGUCAAGGUGAGCCUACAUUACUCUCAUUAGAUCAAGUAGACACUAUCUUUCAUGAAAUGGGACAUGCAAUGCACUCAAUGAUAGGGAAAACUGAUUUGCAUAAUCUUUCAGGUACGAGGUGCCUGACUGACUUUGUUGAACUACCAUCUGUCUUAAUGGAAUAUUUCAGCAAAGAUCCGCGUGUUUUAUGCGAAAUUGGAAGACAUUAUUCAACCAAUGAGCCUUUAUCAGAACUGUUGCUCGACUUAUGUCAACAAAAGAGAGCGAGGUUGGAUCAUUGUGAGACCUUCAUGCAAUCAAAAAUGGCCAUGCUAGACCAAGCAUUAAAUGGUGAAGAAAUUAUAGAUAUAAUUGCAAGAAACCCUAAAACUUUUGAUUCCACCCCUGUUUACCAUAGCUUGGAAUCUAAAUUAAAAGUUUUUUGCGACAAUUCCUCGACUUGGCAUGGAAAGUUUCCUCAUUUGUUUUCUUAUGGGGCAGUUUACUAUUCUUAUUUGUUAGACAGAGCUAUUGCGUCAAUUGUAUGGAAACGUCUCUUUGAAAAAGAUCCCUGGCGCAGAGAUGCUGGUGAAAAAUACAAAAAUGGCUUAUUAAAGUGGGGCGGUACUAGAGAUCCUUGGACCUGCUUAUCUGAUACCUUAGAUGAUAAAGAACUAAGAGGUGACGCCACUAGAGCUAUGGAGGUUAUAGGACAGAGAAGCAGUGUAUAA
Priceomyces carsonii is the source of this 2379-nucleotide messenger RNA. RefSeq names its product metalloendopeptidase. Bases 1 to 2379 code for a protein of 792 amino acids. NCBI's taxonomy places the organism in Eukaryota, Fungi, Ascomycota, Pichiomycetes, Serinales, Debaryomycetaceae. Gene Ontology annotation, molecular function: metalloendopeptidase activity. The transcript has a single exon. Gene Ontology annotation, cellular component: mitochondrion. Gene Ontology annotation, biological process: peptide metabolic process. The record is from RefSeq and is a predicted model, not a curated record.